AUGAAGUCAGCAGUAAGACAGGCAGGUGGAGGAGAGGUGACUGGACCACACGCCGAUCACUGUGUCUCACCCCGCAACGCUGCACGUCCUCCACCUCCUUUCGCCACCACACACAUCCACGCCCCUCCCAAGUCGGCACACACUGAUGCAGUCGCAACAUUCUCUCUCCUUCCUCAACACUCUACUCUCCACCUUGUUGACCAAUCCACCACAUCGACCUUCCCUCCUGGUUGUGACGGCUCCCAGCAACGCGGCAACAUGACACAAGCAAACAUCGACCCGCAACCCGGUCCGUCAGGGCCGCCACAAGAUCCCUCAAAACCUUCCUACAAACAACUCUCCGAUGAAGCUGCCCGCGCCGAGAUCGUGUUCCGGGUGCACUCAGAGAUGUCCGCCUCGCCCUUGCACUGGACAGGUCGGGCCGAGACGUCCGGCUUCUGCAGUCCAAACCCGCACCUCGCUCUGCUGACUCCGGGCGCCUAUGCCGCGUGUCUGGAGCCCAUCCCUUUAGCCUCAAUCCCACUGGACCCGUCGCAGGCCCAGCCGCCUGCACCAGCGCCAGCGACUCCUCCGCCAGUCCUGAUCCCGCUCGACGACGAGAUGAACGGCCUCCCCUCGACGCAGGACAGUGUGCCGAAGAGCACCCAGGGGCAGGGCCAAGGGCACGUGGAGGUCAUCGGCGUGCCGUGGAUCAGCUUCGAGCGCGACCCGAGUAUCCGCCAAAGCCUCGUCGACCACUGCACGCGCCGCACGCGCCCGUCGCACAACUGGGACUGGAGCGGGCCCGACAUGGCCGCCGACGACUACUCGUCCUGGAUCAGCUGCACGGGCUCCUUGCGCUGGGCGGUGUGGGAGGCGGCGCACCGGCUGGUGCACGCGGGCGAGGAGCAGGUGGAUAUCGCCAUCAUUGGCGUGAUUGCCGAGGCCGACGAUCCAGCCAGCAUCAGCCCCCACGGCGGACCGGGGAAGAGGCCGCCGUUCCAACGCAUCCGAGCCGGCGCCUCGGGCGAAGUCACCCUCGCCCCCCUCCUCCCCCUGCGGGACCACCAGCGCUACGGCCGGGGCACAGGCGACCGCGCCCGCAUGACGAACAGCGAGAAGGAGGCAGUCGCGAACGCAAUCUACAUGGCACACUCGAGCGAGGAGGUCCUCUUCUACGGCCGCAUCUUCACGUCCAGCGUCCGCGCCAACCUCACCUUCACCCGGGACCACCUGCCCCUGACGCUGCCGAGGGAAUUCUUCGACGGCGCCUCGGGCUCGACGGCGUGGGUCGACGACCUGGCCUGGGACCCGAUGCGCGACUCGUACGACGCGGCAUGCAAGAAGAUCAAGGACAACGCGGGCCCGGCCAGGGCUCCGUUCAAGGCUGCUCCCAAGUUUGGGCCGUCGAGCGUCAUGAGCGGCGGGGAUGCCGGGUGGGGAGCACGCAGCACGCUCUCCGCCAGCUCGGGGCCGAGCAGGCUGAGCACGAGCAUCCGAGCCAGUGCUGAGGGGUGGGGAGCCCCGCCUGCCCCGCCUGCCGCUCAUGCUGCUCACGCCUCGAUGCCCGCCAGGCCGGCCGGGCCACAGCCCGACGCAAGCGGGUGGGGCGCGCCGCCGUACGCGCAGCCGGCUCAGCCUCAUCACCCUCAGCCGCAGCUGCAGCAGGCAUCCUGGCCUUCGCUCGCUGGAUCUCGACCCGAACCCGCCCCGGCACCACAGACACAGGCACAGCGGACUUAUGCCUCUGCCACGUCGAAGCCGGCGAACCACUACACGACUGCGGGAGGAAGCCUCGCGCCCUCGUUCCUCAGUAGCACCAAUGCGGUGCCCCUUGGGCGCCGGGGCGGAGGCGGAGGCGGGAGGUACUCGGGGUACUCCUCCGGCUGGUAG
Messenger RNA from Trichosporon asahii var. asahii CBS 2479, 1872 nucleotides. RefSeq lists its product as uncharacterized. Bases 1 to 1872 code for a protein of 623 amino acids. The record is from RefSeq and is a predicted model, not a curated record. The transcript has 3 exons. Lineage: Eukaryota; Fungi; Basidiomycota; Tremellomycetes; Trichosporonales; Trichosporonaceae.